Physella acuta is the source of this 1742-nucleotide messenger RNA. Its product is annotated as U4/U6.U5 tri-snRNP-associated protein 2. Gene Ontology annotation, molecular function: zinc ion binding; cysteine-type deubiquitinase activity. The record is from RefSeq and is a predicted model, not a curated record. Lineage: Eukaryota; Metazoa; Mollusca; Gastropoda; Physidae. Gene Ontology annotation, biological process: spliceosomal complex assembly; protein deubiquitination; mRNA processing.
CACCAUAGAAAAAUGGCGACCACCAUGAAAUCGGAAAACAAAACAGAUAUUAAUCGCGAAAUAGGAAUGAAGAUGAAAAAGUCCCCAAAUGACGAGGAUGAUCAAAUAGUUCCACAUAAAGAAGCAAAAGUAGACAGAAGUAGAUCUUGCCCAUAUUUAGACACAAUCAACAGAUCUGUUCUUGAUUUUGACUUUGAGAAAUUGUGCUCUAUUUCAUUAUCUCAUAUAAAUGUGUAUGCUUGUAUGGUUUGUGGCAAGUACUUUCAAGGUCGAGGUAACAACACUCAUGCCUACACACAUAGUGUUUUUGAAGGCCACCAUGUAUUUUUAAACCUGCAAACACAGAAAUUUUAUUGCCUGCCAGACAACUAUCAGAUCAUUGAUUCUUCUCUGGAAGACAUUAUUUAUGUUUUGAACCCAACUUUUAGUGAGUUGAUGAUUAGAAAGCUGGACAAGAAUCCAAAACUUUCUAGAGCUUAUGAUGGUACCACCUACCUGCCAGGUAUUGUUGGUCUAAACAACAUCAAAGCUAAUGAUUACUGCAAUGUGGUUCUUCAGUCACUGUCCCAUGUGGGUCCACUGAGAAAUUACUUCCUUAAAGAAGACAACUACAAGAAGAUGAAGCGGCCACCUGGAGACAUAGCUUUCAUACUGGUGCAGAGGUUUGGUGAGCUCAUUCGCAAGCUCUGGAACCCCAGUAACUUUAAGGCCCACGUCAGCCCCCAUGAGAUGUUGCAGGCUGUUGUUCUCUGCUCCAAGAAAAAGUUCCAGAUUACAGAACAAGGUGACCCAAUAGAUUUCCUCUCCUGGUUUCUCAAUGCAAUGCAUUCAGCUUUGAAUGGCACCAAGAAGAUGAACAGUAGCAUCAUCAGUAAAACUUUCAGGGGCAAGAUGUUGGUCUAUUCUAGAAAGAUUCCUAAUGUUGACUUGAGUGAGGCAGAAAAGGCCAAGCUUCAGUUAGAAGAAGAAUAUCAAGAACAAAUUUAUGACAUGCCUUGGUUGUAUUUGACCUGUGACCUCCCACCCCCUCCACUGUACCCUGAUGAAUCCAGAGAAAACAUCAUACCUCAGGUGCCUUUUGCUAAUUUGUUGAGCAAAUUUAAUGGUCUGACUGAGAAGGAGUACAAGACUCACAAGGACAGUACAAUGAAGAGGUUUCAGCUGACCCGACUUCCACAGUUUAUCAUUAUUUACUUCAAGAGAUUCAACAAGAAUUAUUUUGUGUUUGAGAAAAACCCAACAAUUGUUAAUUUCCCAAUUAAAAACAUAGAAUUUGGUGACCUGCUCUCCCCUGAGGCCAGAGCACAGCACAAGUACACGACCUAUGACCUGGCUGCUAACAUUGUACAUGAUGGAGAGCCUGGAAAAGGGAAGGGGAGCUACAGGUGUCAUGUCCUACAUAAGGGUCAAGGCAAGUGGUAUGAACUUCAGGAUCUUCAUGUGGCUGAUAUUCUUCCACAGAUGAUAACUCUCUCAGAAAGUUAUAUACAGAUAUUUGAAGUACGUAAAGAUAUUCCAAACCCCUUGUACAAGCCUGAUAGCGCUAAUCAAAUGGACAUGGAAGAGGAAUCUGGAGUAACACCCGAGGUUAACCAGGAGAAGGAUGAGCCUAGGGCUGCUGUUAUAGAGAUGAAUGAGGUUAUAGAGAUAGCUGAUGAGGGUGAGGAGGAUGUCAUAGUAGUGAAAUAAUUUCAUCCAUUCUGCAUGUGUCAUGUUUCCUAAUAAACAUUUUACUCUUGUUA